Messenger RNA from Camelina sativa (false flax), 1006 nucleotides. The record is from RefSeq and is a predicted model, not a curated record. NCBI's taxonomy places the organism in Eukaryota, Viridiplantae, Streptophyta, Magnoliopsida, Brassicales, Brassicaceae.
AUGUACAUUUAUUUUUUGAUACAUCAUGGUGUUUUACCUCCUCUUGCCAACCUGCUUACAAAAGACUAUGGUACAACAUGGAAAAAAAUAAAGAAGGACGCUUGCUGGGCGAUUUCAAACAUCACUGCAGGCACUGAAGAACAAAUUCAGGCAGUUCUUGAUGAAAAUCUGAUCCCAACGUUGGUCAAGUUGGCUCAAAGUGCUGAAUUUGACAUAAAGGAAAAAGCUGUAAGGGCAAUUUCAAAUGCAGCCUUAGGUGGUUCUCAUGAUCAAAUCAGAUUCUUGGUGGAGCAGGGUUGCAUAAAACCUUUAUGUGAUCUCCUGUUACAUCCAGAGCCAGUUAUCAUCUCAGCGUGUCUGAAUGGAUUGGAAAAGAUUUUGGAGGUUGGAAAGGCAGUGAUGAUGAGAAUAGGAGGAAACGUGAACAAUUACACUCAACGGAUUGAAGACGCGGAAGGUCUACAAAAGAUUGAGAACAUACAACACCACGAAAACAACGAGAUCUCCGAGAAGGCUUCCAAGAUUUUAACGACAUACUGGCAGGAAGACGAUGGUGAGAAUUGAGAAGACACAACAACCUCCAAGGUGAUGAUCUCGUUUUGCAGUUGUAAGAGAACCAGAUCUUCAUCUACUUUAUGAUAUCUUCAUCUACCUUUCAAACUGUUGAGAAAUCUUCAUCUACACUAUGAGAUCCAACACAAUCUAUUUGAAAAAAUGGCUCUCUAGAUAUUAAGAGAUUAGGUUGAUUUAGGAAAGAUGACUGUAGAUACGUUUAUCCAUUGAAAUAAUUAGGCUGAAUUGUACAGUAUUUGGCAUUAGAUGAAUGUCAGGGAAGGUGAUAUUUGGACAUAUUGGUAACGUUGUUGGUGUUGUUCAACUUUUACUGACAACAUAUUUUUCAGCCAAGAUAUGAGUUCAAAGCUUUUUACUUCAUACUAUAAACUCCUCUCAUCUUUCAACACUAAGUUCCUGAUGAACUCGAUCAGUGAUGGAUCGUUGAUUAAUG